Propithecus coquereli (Coquerel's sifaka) is the source of this 927-nucleotide messenger RNA. Its product is annotated as TATA box-binding protein-associated factor RNA polymerase I subunit C-like. Gene Ontology annotation, biological process: transcription by RNA polymerase I. Gene Ontology annotation, molecular function: RNA polymerase I core promoter sequence-specific DNA binding. The transcript has 2 exons. The annotation marks the transcript as partial. Gene Ontology annotation, cellular component: fibrillar center. Lineage: Eukaryota; Metazoa; Chordata; Mammalia; Primates; Indriidae. The record is from RefSeq and is a predicted model, not a curated record.
CCGUCCUCGGCCUCCACGCCGGGCCUGGUGCUCUUCCAGCUCUCAGCGGCUGGAGACGUCUUCUACCAGUGCCUCUGGCUGCAGGCGGACUCGAGCCUCUGCAGAGAUGCCGGGCCCCCUGGCCACCCCAGGCCUCCUGGUGACCCCGGGCCUGACUGCCCUGCCCCCACAGCCUCUUGGACCCCUCAGGACACUGCCUGCUGCAGCCAGUGGCUGAAGGUCCUGCUGGAGGUGCCCCCGGAUCCCCCCGUGUGGGCCGCACCCACCUUCUCCCACCGCCAGCAGCUGGGCCACGUGGAACUGCGGAGGGAUGGCGGGAAAGUGCCAGAGGCUCUGCGGGAGGCCAUGGCCAAAGGGCAGCUCCUGCUGCAGAGGGACCUGGGCCCCCUCCCCACGGCAGAGCCACCUCCCGCACCCGAGUCAGUCCCGGAGGAUGAGCUCAGUGAGCGUCUGGGGGAAGCCUGGGAAGGCCGAGGGGCUGCCUGGUGGGAGCGGCGGCAGGGCAAGACCUCGGAUCCUGGGAAACGGCCCAAGCGGCCCAAGCGCCGGACUCAGCUGUCCAGUACCUUCUCCUCGCUCAGUGGCCGCUUAGACCCCUUGGAUGCCACCAGCCCGCCUCACAGCCCACAGCAGACAUCUGCUAAGGCCAGGCCUCAGCCCCCAGCGACCCCACCCUCCCAGGAGCCGACCGCAGAUGUGUGGGCCCAGGGCAUCCCCCCAGAGCGGCGCAAAACCCUCCAAGACUACAUGGCCAAGCUGCCCCUCCAAAGGGACACCCCGGGAUGCACCGCCACACCCCCCCCCUCCCCGGCUUCCAGCAUCCGGGCCACCCCCUCCCAGCAGCACACACUUGUCCCCUCUGGUUCACAGCCCCACAGGAAGAAGCCUCGCAUGGGCUUCUGAAGGCACAGGGCAGGCUGCCGCCCA